AAUUGUAAAAUUAAUUCUUUUGAGAUAACUUUAUCCUAAUCAAACAUCACUAACCUUAUUGAUAAGGGCGUCAAGUUGGACAAGUAAAUGUGGACGGAAGGAUUAGCGCCAAGUUUCAUCUGAUAUGUUGGGAUUUGGGACUUUACCAUGACUUGUGUCUUCCUCCCUGAAGACAACUCUGUCCUUUUACAUAUAACAACCAAAUAAGGAAAACAAGAAACCCAUUAACUCUAACUCUGUAUACUUGUUCCAACACUCCUCUGGUCACUGACUUGCACAAACAAAGAUAGAACCUCCUCCCAUAUGCUACCAAAUGGCAUCUCAAGUUAACCACAAAGAAGAGACAUUUGAUUCACAUUUUCCACGGAUGCAUCAAGUUAAUUUUACCCCAGCAACGAAAUUUGGAUCUGAAUCAAAACCUUGUGCUGCUGUUCCUAUUCGUUCUGUUGCCCCGACAGGUGAACAAAACGUGAAUGCCAAGUUCAAGGCCAAAUCACAGAAGAUUAAGAAAAACAUGCCACCUAUGAAGGGAAUUCGUGAAACUGUAUCGAAACUUUUGAAAGUGGAACGGCCUGAAAAUAAGUCCUCUGCAUCUAAGAAAACUAAAGGAGAAUCUAGAUGUGGAGAGGCCACCGUAACAAAGAAGCCAAAGUCAGUUGCUAGUGCUGAUUUUUCUGGCCUACCACCACCGUUUUGUUCCUGUACAGGUGUUUCUAGAAAGUGCUACAAAUGUGGUGGUGGGUGGCAAUCAUCAUGCUGUACCACCUCCUUAUCUGAGUAUCCCCUCCCAUGGAAUCCCUCAAAACCUGGGUAUCGUCUGACUGGGAGAAAAAUGAGUAAUGGAGCAUAUAAUAAGCUUCUUUUUACUCUUGCAACUGAAGGUUGUGAUCUUUCUAAUCCAGUUGACCUGAAGAACCAUUGGGCAAAACAUGGUAGUAACAAAUUUACUACUAUCAAGUAAACACGAGGAAAGCUGACUGAAACGUAUGCAUCAACUGUAUUAUGUAUAUAUUAUUUACUCUCCAAUUGUUGUUUCCUCGGGUAAGCAUUGUAGGAACCUUGGGGUUGGUUAUUAAUAUGUCGAACUUAGUACUGAUAAAUUCUGGUAAUAUCAUGCUUCGUUGUAUGUCUUUGGAUGCUUCUUCUGUUCUAACAAAAGUAUGGCAUUCUUGCUCUCA
Molecule: messenger RNA, 1178 nt
Organism: Capsicum annuum
Lineage: Eukaryota; Viridiplantae; Streptophyta; Magnoliopsida; Solanales; Solanaceae
Product: protein BASIC PENTACYSTEINE7
Exons: 2
Coding region: 314-961 (215 amino acids)
Biological process (GO): response to ethylene
Cellular component (GO): nucleus
Molecular function (GO): sequence-specific DNA binding; DNA-binding transcription factor activity
Source: RefSeq, a predicted model, not a curated record